Messenger RNA from Mycena indigotica, 1650 nucleotides. RefSeq lists its product as uncharacterized. Bases 1 to 1650 code for a protein of 549 amino acids. Lineage: Eukaryota; Fungi; Basidiomycota; Agaricomycetes; Agaricales; Mycenaceae. The transcript has 3 exons. The record is from RefSeq and is a predicted model, not a curated record.
AUGUUCAAGUCUGCCUUUACUUUGGCCGUGCUGGUAGCGCUGGGUCCGCAGGUCGUCCAGGGCUCGUUCAAAUUCAAGUUCUCCCCAAUCGUUCAAUGCUCACCAGUCACCAUCUCGUUUUCGGGGACUGAUUCCAGCAAUCACUCGGUACCAACUACUCUCACUAUCCUUCCUCUGGUCAAUAAUGCCAUCCCAAUACAAAUUCCCAUCCCCCCUGGGUCGUCCAACUCGACAGGCAUAGCGCUUUCUUUCAUUCCCCUGCCAGCAGAUACCACCUUCAUCGCGACCCUCGACAAUCCAGAUGGCCCAGCUUCCAAGGUGUCCGAUGUCACAAGAGUACUACCGCCGAAUAUUACUACAGGGUCCAAUACUUGCCUUUCGUCCCUCACCGUCUCCACCCUCAACCUUUUCGAAAUACCAUCUUCCAUCGGUCAAUGCGAGAGCUUCUCUGUUGCGUUCGCAACGAGGCCCCCAAGUAUCACCGCUUUCCAGCCAAAUGGAAGAGCUACACUCCUCCCCUCGUCCGCUGCCAACGGUUUGGCUCGGUAUACCAUGACUAGUAAUCGUGGCAAUGAAGUAGCCCUACUCUUCAACGAUCCCGCAACCAACAAAUUAGUAACAACAGCUCUCAUGACUGUUUCAGGCGACUCGGGAAGCUCAAAGGACUGCUUGGCAUCUAACAGGAACAACAACGGUAAUGAUAGCAAUAAUGACGGCAAGUCUCAAAAUUCCAGUGCCGAUGGUGCAGUCACCCAAACAGGAUUGCCCAAGGGUGCUGUUAUUGGGAUAGCAAUCGGAGCCGCCCUUUUGGUGUUUGCAAUCAUGCUACUUUUAUGGUAUUUCUUGCGCGUCCGCAGGCGACGAAGACGAGCCUCUAGCUUGCUUUUUGAUCCUGCUCUCCUGAACCGACGAUGGCCAUCAUCAGAUGCCGAAAAGAGGAUGCCAACUACUCAGACUUGGUAUUCGAACGCAGACGAGAAGAGUGACGCCGAUCUCAUUGAGCAACGGGGGUCUAUCAGCAGCUCCUUCGGCGGGGGUGGUGUUAUUCGCGAUCCAAUCUACACCAACGACAAAUGGAGGAGGUCCGCGAUGACUGACGACGGAAAUGUUAGUGUCCGCACCAGCAUAUCUUCUUGGAACCAGUUUGUUCCCGAAGACCAACGAAGCCCUGGAGUGAUGGAGCCUGAGUCAGAAGCAGCUAUGCGACGUAACAGCGCAGGCUCUGACAGCAGAUUGUCUAUGAACACGGUCGACAUCCAAAACAUACUCCAAAUCGCGACUGUUCAUCGCAACUCGUCAACGGCCCCAUCUGCAUAUACGAAGCGUACACCCCAACCUUCAACAGCCGGGACCACUACCACAUUCGAUGUCGCCAAACCUGCCGCUGCUCGGCUCAUCCCAACUCGGGGAACUGGUCGGGUGAGCACCCGGCCAGACUUGCCACAAGGCAUUUCGCCAAUUUCGCGCAACAACUCUGCUGCUGUUGCUAUCAAAGGGGUGCCAGAGUCAUACCUCAAUCUGGGUCCAGGAGACGACAACUAUGGAAGCGGGAUUGCGAUUGGCACACCAAGGGCUUCCGAUGGACUCGAUGGUCAGGGAAUUGCUCGCAGUCAAGGCGGGGCUAGUCUGGGAGACGUAAUUGUACGAUAG